AUGGCCUCAAACGUGGACUGGCAGUCGACAAAGAACACUUUCUUGGAAAGAAAUCGUCAUAUGUUCAAUAAUUCCGACAUGAGUGAUAUCAAAUUGGCUUGCGAAUGUUCAGAAAAGACAUUCUACGCACAUAAAUACCUCUUGGGCACAAGAAGCGCCGUCUUCCGUGCCAUGUUUUAUGGCGGCACAGCUGAGAACGGUCCGAUUGUCCGAUUGCCUGAUACAAAUGAGAAAAGUUUGGAACAGUUUUUGAGGUUUCUUUACACGGAGGAAUGUACAUUGACCGCAGACAAUGUUGUUGCCACCAUGUAUUUGGCAAAGAAGUAUAUAAUUCCUUCGCUCAAUGAGAAAUGUGUUAAUUUCCUGCUGGAAAACCUAAAUCCUGAAAAUGUGCUGGAUGUUUUGGAGGAAGCGACUCGUUUUGAUGAGAAAAAAUUAGAAAAACGAUGUUGGAAAAUUAUAGAGUCUAGAACAGGCAAAGUGGUAGCCUCUGAGAGUUUCAAUGACAUGAGUCAAACGACCUUGGCAAUAUUACUGAAUCAAGACAAACUGAAAAUAUCAGAAGUGGAAUUGUUUCAAGCUGUUUUAAAAUGGAUCGAAUUCCAAUGCUCGCGUAAGAAUUUGGAACCAACACACAAGAACUGGCGGUCUAUUAUUGGCGAGGCUAUCUAUGGGUUUCGAUUUUUUGGCAUGAACCACGCAGAGUUUAUUCAACAUGUUUCCAAAUCUGGUUUGUUAACUGCAGAAGAGAUAAAUCCUAUCUACGAGAAAUUUCUUGGAUCUGAUUCGGCCGCGUUGAGAUGGACACUGCCAAAUAGGAAAACAGAAAAUAUCGUCAGGUUCUGCAGAUUUCCUGAAAAGACAAAUAAAUUAAAGACAGGAUGGGAAUAUGGUGGCGCAGCGGAUCGCCUUCAAUUUUCUGUAAAUGAAAACGUGUCCUUGCUUGGUGUUCAUUUGUUUGGAGAGCAAGGGAGUGAGUAUCUGGUCACUUUGGAAGUCGAAGUCAAAGACAAAGGAGACAAAGACGCGAAAGGAGUCAAAGUAACGGAGCGCAGCUCGCCCAAAGGUUAUACCUCUAAGCGCAACCAAGACGACGUUCCUGGUUUUGAUGUAAUGUUAAAGAACCCCAUUCCACUGAAUCCGAGUAACGUUGUAACUCUCUCAGCAACCGUAAUAAGCGGGCCUGAUUCGUGUAGUGGUGAAAAUGGAUUAUCUUCAGUUACACUCGAAGGAGUCACUGUGACAUUUAUCGAUUCUCCGUGCGCCACCAACAAAACUUGUGUAGAUCACGGACAAUUUCAUGAAAUAAUACUUGCAAUUUAA
Molecule: messenger RNA, 1323 nt
Organism: Paramuricea clavata
Lineage: Eukaryota; Metazoa; Cnidaria; Anthozoa; Malacalcyonacea; Plexauridae
Source: the annotation of a GenBank genome assembly